Solea solea (common sole) is the source of this 1212-nucleotide messenger RNA. RefSeq names its product SPC24 component of NDC80 kinetochore complex (gene spc24). The record is from RefSeq and is a predicted model, not a curated record. NCBI's taxonomy places the organism in Eukaryota, Metazoa, Chordata, Actinopteri, Pleuronectiformes, Soleidae. The transcript has 6 exons. The coding region runs from base 264 to 860 and encodes 198 amino acids.
CAGCAGUUAAACCAGCGGCCCUAUUACUGGAUUUAACAAAUUACAUCCCAACUUAGGUUUUUCAAGGUGCUAUAAUACGUACAUCUAUCUAAUAUAUACGGAUACACACUGAGUACCGUUGUACACUGAGCGAACAGCAGGGGGCGGUGUGAAAUAAGAGGCUGGAGGAAAACCUCAGUGACCAAAAAGGAAAAGGAAGUAAAGAAGAGGCGCGCGCUCUGUUUGUGUUUGAAUCACGGAAACGAUUUGUCUGCUCCACCACAAUGGCUCAGGGUCAUAAAUUUCAGGACCUGGAGGAGAUGGGGGAGGCGUUGUUGGAGUACAUCAACAGCAGCCAAACUGAAAAACUGAGACUGAUGAAAGCCGAACAUCAGACCCUUUUUGACCAGCACAUAGAAACCAAGAAGAUCGUAACAAAGAUCCUUAAAGAAGAAGCUCAGAUUGCGGAAUGUUUCGGCCAACAGCUGCUGGACAUAGAGGAGGAAAAGCAGCAAAGGAACCGGGAGCUGCAGAGUGUGGAGGAGCAGCUGAGGCAGUGCAUGGCCAAGAGCCAGAUCACUGAUUCAGAACUACAGUUCCUGAAAGGAGAGUUGGAGAGUUUGAAAAACACCGAACAGCAUCUUGAGACUCUUCAGUGUGAGGUGGAUGAAGACACCACAGAGGUUAUUCCAUCAGCAGUGUACGUGGCCAAGCUGUACUACCUAAUAACCAAGAUCAAGUGGGAAUAUGAUACACCUCCUAACAUCUUAAAAGGAGUGCACUACGGCGCAGACCUGGCAACUCCCAUCAACAUCGACACAUCAACACGCUCUCGGAGUAACGUCAGCGACCAGCUGUGGGGCUUUGUCAGCACUGAAUAGUAGACAAACGGUGUUGGAAUAUUGUCAGAAACGUUGUGUACAUUAUGUAUUUGUUUGUCUGUUUACAUGGUGGUUGUUGUUUUUUUUGUUUUUAAAUGUAAUGCCCCCAGAUCAUCUUACUCUCUAAUAUAUUUCAGUACUGGUGUAGUGUGUGGUGGCAGGUCAGUCACUAGGUGGCACUGCUGUGUACUUCUGCAAAUGGUCAUUUUGUGACAGUUCCAUCAUCUGAUGAUUGUCAGUGAGCUCUUGAAAACACUAGAUAAUUCUUAGGAUUAGGACUGCAUCAGCUCCAGCGUCUUUUCAUCACCAGUCAAUGUGUUUUCAGUAAUAAAGCAUACAUUUUUUCGUAAAA